Colletotrichum lupini is the source of this 1518-nucleotide messenger RNA. Its product is annotated as nucleotide sugar dehydrogenase. Gene Ontology annotation, molecular function: UDP-glucose 6-dehydrogenase activity; NAD binding. Gene Ontology annotation, cellular component: nucleus; cytosol. Lineage: Eukaryota; Fungi; Ascomycota; Sordariomycetes; Glomerellales; Glomerellaceae. Gene Ontology annotation, biological process: glycosaminoglycan biosynthetic process; polysaccharide biosynthetic process. Bases 1 to 1518 code for a protein of 505 amino acids. The record is from RefSeq and is a predicted model, not a curated record. The transcript has 3 exons.
AUGAGCUCUUUGAGAAACAAGAAAGUCAUUGCUUGUGUUGGGGCCGGUUAUGUGGGAGGCCCAACUAGUGCCGUUUUAGCACUACAAGUCCCGGACAUUGAGGUUCAUGUCCUAGACAAGAGUGCUGAACGGGUUGAAGCAUGGAAGUCUGAUCUUUUACCCAUCAGUGAGCCUGGACUAUUCGAUGUAGUUCGAACAAUCCGGAGACGACCCAACCCUAACCUCUUCUUCUCCACCAACAUUGACGCUUUGAUACCUAAAGCCGACAUCAUCUUCAUCGCCGUUGAAACGCCUUCUCAGUCGGGAAGCAACGGGGGUGCCGGAGUAGCCCCUGACCUAAGAAAUUUCAGAGCUGCAGUCCAACAAAUAGGAUCUUUGAUCCGAAAAGACGCCAUCAUCGUCAACAAAAGCACUCUUCCUUGUGGAGCGGCCGAAAAGACGGCUCGAUUGCUUCACUCACGAGUACGCCCUGGAGUCAGAUGCCAGGUUCUCUCCAACCCAGAAUUCCUGGCAGAGGGCACUGCAGUGGAAAAUCUGCUUCGCCCGGACCGUGUCUUGAUAGGCUCCUUUUCUUCAAAUGACGGACUAGCUGCCGCUACCGCGCUGGGUGACAUAUACGCUCGGUGGGUGCCGCGAGAGCGCAUCGUCACCAUGAGCACCCGCUCCAGCGAACUGUCCAAGCUGGCCGCCAACAUGUUCCUGUCCCAGCGCAUCAGCAGCAUCAACGCUCUGAGCGUCAUAUGCGACAAUACGGGAGCCGACGUCACCGAGGUCGCGCGCGCUUGCGGCCUGGACUCGCGGAUCGGCCCCAAUAUGAUUCGCGCGUCGGUAGGCUUCGGCGGGAGCUGCUUCAAGAAAGACGUCCUCCAUCUUGCGCGUAUCGCCGAGGACCUCGCUCUCAACGAGGUGGCGUCGUAUUUUAGCAGCAUUAUUUCCUUGAACAGCUAUCAGACGGAACGGUACGCUAAACGCGUGCUUGAGCACUGUUCCAACGGCAAAGCGCCCAAGACCGUGGCGGUACUUGGUUUCGCUUUCAAGCCUAACACGGGCGACACUCGCGAGUCUCCCGCUAUCUCUUUCAUCCGAUUUCUACUUUUGAACGGCGUUUCCGUCCGAGUAUUCGAUCCUUUAGUCGAUGAGGUUAGUAUCAUUGGGGCUAUACGGACGUGUUUGCAGGGCCUGGCCUUCAUUACUGAUUCUCACCUGACCGCGAGCAAGGACGUGUAUUCAGCAUGUGAUGGCGCCAAUGCAGUGGCGAUACUGAACCCCUGGGCGGCUUUGCAACAUCAGGGAAAGCAGAAAAACCCAGAAAACCAAACCUCUGAGAGGGUACAAUGGGAUGAAAUCGCCCGGUCGAUGAAUGACCCUAAGCUUCUGUUUGAUGGCCACAACUUCCUUAAUACACAGGUGGCAUCACUCGGUUUCCGACUCGAAGGCGUUGGUCGAGGUUCACAAGCACGUUUAGUAGAUACUCGGCAACAGGUCAAGCAUGAUCUUACGCCCCGGGCACUGUUGUAG